AUGUUCAAAGACAAAGGAGGAAAAGGAAGAGAAUUUGGAGCGCGGACACGAGCGCGGACACGAGCGCGGACACGAGCGCGGACACGAGCGCGGACACGAGCGCGGACACGAGCGCGGACACGAGCGCGGACACGAGCGCGGACACGAGCGCGGACACGAGCGCGGACACGAGCGCGGACACGAGCGCGCGGACACGAGCGCGGACACGAGCGCGCGGACACGAGCGUGGACACGAGCGCGGACACGAGCGCGGACACGAGCGCGGACACGAGCGCGGACACGAGCGCGGACACGAGCGUGGACACGAGCGCGACGAGCGGGACACGAGCGCGGACACGAGCGUGGACACGAGCGCGCGGACACGAGCGUGGACACGAGCGCGGACACGAGCGCGGACACGAGCGCGGACACGAGCGCGGACACGAGCGCGGACACGAGCGUGGACACGAGCGCGCGGACACGAGCGUGGGACACGAGCGCGGACACGAGCGCGGACACGAGCGUGGACACGAGCGUGGACACGAGCGCGGACACGAGCGUGGACACGAGCGCGGACACGAGCGCGGACACGAGCGCGGACACGAGCGUGGACACGAGCGUGGACACGAGCCGUAA
Molecule: messenger RNA, 615 nt
Organism: Knipowitschia caucasica
Lineage: Eukaryota; Metazoa; Chordata; Actinopteri; Gobiiformes; Gobiidae
Source: the annotation of a GenBank genome assembly